AUGCCCCCCUUGAGACCUGUUCCUUUCUGUGAUCAUACAACUAACGAAAAGAAGCUGGGUGGUACAAUGGCAUUCAUGGUCAUCCCCACUUUCUCCACGACCGCUACAACCGUUUGGGGACCCUCAACUAUGCCACCCAGCGGUCAGCUAGUAAGCUCUAUUACAAACCAGACGACAGUCCGAGCCCUUUAUCUUCCCCCAUCUACUAUCGAGCAGUGGUGGACAUGCGACCCAGAUGCGCGCAAGAAGGCAGAAGGUCUCGACUUUGUACUCUUUGGCGGCGGACCUCUAGCUCCAAGUGUCGGGCAAAAGCUCAGCGAAUUGACUGACCUUUGUCAAAUGUACGGGUCUAUUGAGAGCGGCCAGAUCCAGAUGCUUGUUCCGCAGCCCGGAGAAUGGCAGUACCUUGAGCCUAAUCCUGCCGAGGAGUGUGAUAUGCAGAGGGUGGAGGAGGGCUCCGGUCUUUAUGAGCUGGUGCUGCAUCAGGAUGAGAAAUUCCGUGGGCGGCGCACUCUGUCACAUACAUUCCCGGAUGUAAAGGAAUGGCGCACGAAGGAUCUAUUCACUCCUCAUCCUACAAAGGCAGGCUUGUGGCAGUUCCACUCUCGCACUGACGAUCUCAUCGCGCUAGGAACUAGCGCUAAGGUGUUUCCAGUUCCCAUGGAGACGGCUCUCCAAGGAGAUCCUAAUAUCGCUGGCGCGCUGGUUGUCGGAAACGCCCGUCCAGCGGUUGUACUUAUAAUUGAGCCAGUGCAGUCCGUGAGCCACGAGAACAGAGAGGAAUUUGUUGACAAGAUAUGGCCAUCAGUUGUAGAAGCAAACGGCGCUGCACCCACGCAAGGCAAGAUCUCGCGAUCCCGUAUUCUCCUGACUGAUCCUGAAGUUGGCUUUGCAAGAACCCCGAAAGGCACUAUUGCACGAAAGACGUCAGAGGCUAUUUAUACGGCAGCUAUUGAUGCGCUGUUCCGAGGUGGUAUUGUCGAGGAUAACGGCUUGACUGGUGCCUUUUGA
Messenger RNA from Aspergillus oryzae RIB40, 1011 nucleotides. RefSeq lists its product as uncharacterized. The record is from RefSeq and is a predicted model, not a curated record. Lineage: Eukaryota; Fungi; Ascomycota; Eurotiomycetes; Eurotiales; Aspergillaceae. Bases 1 to 1011 code for a protein of 336 amino acids. The transcript has a single exon.